AUGAACCCACUGAGUGCCGUCAGGCGGAAGUCCCGCCUUAUCACCCUCUCCCGAUCCGCAUCGCCUGCCGCUUCGAUUGAAGCGGGUUCCGCAAGCCCCAAGAGCGACACCAACAAGGCCCUCCCUCCCCAGCCGAAGCCGGCACUACAGCUCAACUUCUACCAGCGCGGUUUCAAUGCGAUGAUCGCUUACUCAGACGCGACGGUGCACUAUCACAUCUCGAUCUGCAUGAACUGCUUCGUGCCCUCGUCGUUCGUCACCGUCAUUAGAAGAUCGCACGAGAAGGGCGAGUUCAUCAGCUCGUUCGAAAUGGGUAUUUCUACCCAACGUGCAACGGUGAACAUGCGCGGUGACGAGAAACUCGUGGACAGCGUCCUGUCCAAAACGGGGCCCGGGCGGAAAGCGAACGAUCGCCUCUGGAAAUGGAAGUGGGACAAUGCACACGGGCACGGCAUCGGCUGGAAGGGCGAGAAGCCUGUACGGAACUGCUACCGCUUGGACAGUGCCGGAGUCCCCGCGGGCCCCAAACUCGCUGCCUUCGUUCUGGGCUCGUCGGCCGCGCAGCAUGCAUCCAAGUCUCCGCAGCCCGCUUCGCUCAUGAUCUACCCCGAAGGACUGCCCGUCGCUGAGCAUAUCAUCACGUCGGUGUUGGUGCUGGAGCGAAAGCGGCUGACGCCGACGCCGACCUAUGCCACGAUGCGUCUUAACCCGUGUCGGGUCAUGCGGCUCACCAAUGCCAGCGAGCUCCUCACACGCGCCCAGUCCCAGGCUUACAGGCCCGGCAAGGCAUCCGACGUUCAUAAAGCCGCAGAAGCGCUUCACCCCCAACCACCACAACGCAACGUCCUUGCGGACCCCAACCCCGGGCACACGGAUAACAGAUGUCAGGUCAUUCCCGCGGAUGGCGAGCCUCCUUGCACACGACGCGGGAAGGCUCCAUGGGUCCAAAAAGACGAGCGACCCCGAGCUGACCGAGGCGAGAACCGCAUACUCUGUCCGGAACACGACAACGAGCGCCAACGGUUCUACUUCAGGUACAAGGCUGCAGCCGCGGAGACGGACAGGCAGGAUAUGGACAUCGCAAAGAACGCGAUCUUCCAGGUGCUGCUUCAGGUGCUGAGUGCAGAGCAGGUCGGGGAGGCGAUCACGAUGCGGGAGACGUUUGCGAGCUUGAUCGACGACGAGUUUGCGGCGCGCGAGAGCCACCGUAGGCGAUUCGUUACACAAGUGGAUUUCGGGCACUCGAAGUGGCUGAGGGGCCGGCAGCGCAUGCGAGACGCGAACAGGAAUGCCCUUAACAAGCUGCGCCGCCAUCGGGAAUCCCUGAGCGUUGCAUCUGGUGGAGCUGGGAACGCCCCCAGGACUACGCAGUUCCCGGGGAUAGUCAAAACCUGCGUUACUGUUGCCGUGCUCUUGGCUGCAUCCGUUGUAGUCGUAUUGCUGAAACGCACUGCUAACUUGUGGCUAGGUCCGGACGAUGAGGGUGAGGAUGAGGAUGACUAG
Molecule: messenger RNA, 1503 nt
Organism: Trametes versicolor FP-101664 SS1
Lineage: Eukaryota; Fungi; Basidiomycota; Agaricomycetes; Polyporales; Polyporaceae
Exons: 9
Coding region: 1-1503 (500 amino acids)
Source: RefSeq, a predicted model, not a curated record